AUGCGCGCCAGGGUGACAGACUUUGGAAUGGCGAGGGCGGGACCAGAGGAGGGGAAGACGCACGUGUCCACUCAAAUAAAGGGGACUUUGGGGUAUCUAGACCCUGAAUACAUGGACACGGGCCACCUGGCUCCCGCCAGUGACGUUUAUUCCUUUGGAAUAAUUCUCCUUGAACUGCUAACAGGCCGACCUCCAGUUGAACUCAGGUCUUCCACUAACCUUGUCACUUCCCCACCCUUUCUCUCCCUCUCAUAUCACCCCCUCACCAGGCCACCUGGCCCCUGCCAGUGA
This is a messenger RNA of Closterium sp. Yama58-4, 291 nucleotides long. The record is from the annotation of a GenBank genome assembly. NCBI's taxonomy places the organism in Eukaryota, Viridiplantae, Streptophyta, Zygnematophyceae, Desmidiales, Closteriaceae.